AUGGAGGGCCCCGAGUCGCCGCCUUCCAAGGGCCCUCUUCCCCAGCCCUCGUCCGCCUCCGGCACCCUCCCUGCCGCUCCAGACGACCCAAGGCCGACGCCGCAUGCGGACGAUAUACACAGUCAUCCGAACUCUGCCCUCGUAAACGCGGCUUCUGACCACCUCAACGCCCAGUUACCAUCCCUCGAUACCCAGGGCAUGACCAUACCUACUCACACCUUUCGAGCUCACAUUCGUACACCCACCGCUGCCGGACUCUCUCCUCUCCAGACCGACCUUCCUUCUGCAAACCCCCCAACCCAAGACUCACACAAGCAAGAUAACAUAGAAGGGGGAAACACAGGCUCAUCACCCCACCACUCUGUCACUGCGCCGGUCGCAGUGCAGGGCGGCUAUCUAAGAACGGCCCUAUCGGCAGCUAGCAUGACAGGGUCCUUAUCGCCUGCUUCCGCGCUUUCAUCGCCUGCGCUCAACGCCCUCACUGAUCUUACACCGUUGCCGUCUCCUCUGGUUGAAAAGGAUUCCGUAGGUUCAUGGGCGCGGGGCGGCGCAAUCAUGCGCCCUCGCUCCAGGGGAACGUCGAAUGCUUCCGCGAAGGACGACCCGUUCGCAAUGAUUGGAAGAGGAACUCUAUCGCCGUCACCAUCGUUGAAGAGGAAGGGAUAUCAGAGAUUACACACCCCUGCCGUCGAGGGAGCUGCCGCUAUCUUACACAAGGCUCAGGUGAAUGAAGCGCAUCGGGAGAAGAGUCGGAGUGUUAGUGAACUGGUUCCUGAUGUCCUGCACAAUGCCCGGCCCCGGCACGUCACGAUAUCGAGCGGAGCGCCCCAGCAGAUUGGGACGGAAACGGGCUUGGAAUCGCAUAUGCAUCGCGAGGCCUACCUUGCCGCACAGCGCGGGUUAGUAAGCUCGGGUCUCCCUACGCCUCCGGCAAGCAAUGCCAGCGUCAAAAGUGUCACGGAAAGCGAGAGCGAAGAUAUCGCGGACGAGGAUAAGAUCGAUUACCUCAUAGUCCGACAAGGAUCGCAGACGAAGUACUGGCGCCCGGUGCGGAAAUUAGGCCAAGGUACCUUCAGCAAAGUCUAUCUCGCAACCAGCCAGAAGCUACCAGCGAACGAUCGGCUCGACGAAUCCACCCUCGACCCCCGCAAACUCGUCGCUAUCAAAGUCGUCGAACACGGCCCCGCUGGCGGCGCCGAUGAAGAGCGUGUAGAACUAAGCCUCAAGCGAGAAGUCGAGAUGCUGCGCUCACUCUCACACCCCUCGCUCAUCCACCUCAAAGCCUUUGACCACGGUGACAAGCGAGCUCUCAUGGUAUUGAAGUAUUGCCCAGGCGGUGAUCUCUUCGACGUAGCCAGUUCGCAUGGGACCCAUCUCCGUCCCAAUAUUGUCCAGCGCAUAUUCGCCGAGCUCGUCAGCGCAGUACGCUAUCUCCACAACAAUCUAAUUGUCCACCGCGACAUCAAACUAGAAAACGCCCUUCUCAACAUCCCCGUCUCCCAACUCGCCCACCUCACUCGCCCUCUAUCACAUCCGUAUGCUCUCGUCACUCUCACCGACCUGGGUCUCUCCCGCCGCAUCCCCGCUCCCCCGGAGUCCCCUCUCCUAACCACCCGCUGCGGCUCCGAGGACUACGCCGCACCGGAAAUCCUGCUCGGCCAGGCGUACGAUGGCCGUGCGACAGAUGCAUGGGCCUUGGGCGUGCUCCUCUACGCCUUCAUGGAAGGGCGCCUACCGUUCGACCCGCCGCCGGGGAAGCCAGCGAGGAGUAGGGCGGCGCAUCGCAUCGCAAGGUGUGAUUGGGUGUGGUGCAAGUUUGGGGAUGUCGAUGGGGCGUGGGAUUCAGAGAGGGGUAAGGGGUGGGAGGGCGCGAGGGAGUGCGUCGAGGGUUUGCUGAAGAAGGUUUCUCGAGGGCGGAUGAGUUUGAAAGACGUCGAGGGGUUGGAGUGGGUUAGAAAGGGGAUUCAGGUCGAGGGCCGGUAUAGGAGGGUUGAUGAUGAUGAUGAUGAGAAGGAGGAAGAGGAGGAAGAGGAGAAGGAGGAGAAGGAGGUGGCGGAGGGUGAGAGGUAG
Westerdykella ornata is the source of this 2070-nucleotide messenger RNA. Its product is annotated as kinase-like protein. Gene Ontology annotation, molecular function: protein serine/threonine kinase activity; ATP binding. The transcript is spliced from 2 exons. Gene Ontology annotation, cellular component: cell cortex. Lineage: Eukaryota; Fungi; Ascomycota; Dothideomycetes; Pleosporales; Sporormiaceae. The record is from RefSeq and is a predicted model, not a curated record. The coding region runs from base 1 to 2070 and encodes 689 amino acids. Gene Ontology annotation, biological process: intracellular signal transduction; protein phosphorylation.